CUUCCUUGUUGCCAUGGUUUUGUCAACAUACACGAGGCACUUCGCAGCUUGUGAACAACGCAACUGGUUAACUAGUCUAAAAACUCAGAAGUAGAGAAACUUCUGGCCCGUUCGUGAAGGUUUUCAUGGACAACAUUGGUAAUAUUGUGUAACAUCCUAAAAUUACUUCACUGUUUACCUUUGUGUAGUUGUGUUGUGACAGCAAGACAGCUAUAGGCGAAGAAUUGGCGGCUAGCUGUAAUUUGUCAAGCGGAUAAAUGGAGUUCGGUUCCAAGCUCAAAGACCUAAAUAUGACGCCAGAUGAAAUAGGCCGCUUUACCAAAGCUUUUCAGAACGAGGAAUUUAGAGAAAUGCUGCACGAAUAUGCAGAAGAAAUAUCAAAGCCUGAGAGCAAGAAGAAAUAUGAGGAAGAUAUCAAGCGUUUAGAGCAAGAGAGAGGCAUGGACAUUCAGUUUAUCCACCCCAAACCUUACCGGGUCUUGAAGACGAGUGUGGACGGUAAGCAAAAGUGUUUCAUCAAUGUCUGCAGCAAUGACAUGAUUGGUAAACCUGAAUUCAGGAGUGUAAACGAGGAUGGCAGAGUUGGACAGAAUUGGUCACUGCCUCACAGUCUGACACCCGGGAGGCAAGACCGUGAUGCCAAGGGGAAUGAGUACACGAUCUACGAUGUCGUUUUCCACCCAGACACUCUUCACAUGGCUGGAAAACACAGCAGAUUCAUGGAAAUGGUUGACAGUGCUGCCGUUGAGGCAGUGGAGAAUGGAGGCAAAGUGAAGCUGGAUAGGAACAAUGUAAGAGUUUUGAAAACAAAAUACAAAGGGGCCCCGCACGCCGCUGUCAUGCGCAAGCCCAUACCUGGUCAACAUGCCAAAGAAAAACAAUCACCUCUUGAUCAUCUCUCAUUCCCGUACCCCGACGGGACACGAUCAGACACAGUAACAGAACAGGAGUCCCCUAAACCCAAGCCGGGGAAGAUUCAGUCCGACAUAAAUAUCAGCUUGAGACAACAGAACACCAGUUUGGCCAAGGAACCGACAAAACCGCAUUAUGCUCUAAAAUACCGAUCGUUCAUUGAUUUGCAGGACUUCAGGUGUUCCAGAGACUCAGCUCAGAGUCCACGCCCCAGAGAGGUUGUCAUCACCAUAGAUUUGCCUUUGCUCAGGUCUGCUAAGGACGCUGAUUUGGAUGUGACAGAAAAACGUGUUCUGUUACAGUCAACGAAACCAGCUUACAGGCUAGAUCUGCCGAUGGCAUACCCAGUAGAUGAGAACAAUGGAGAGGCGAAAUUCAACAAACAAACGAAACAGCUCAUUGUCACUUUGCCCGUUCUACCUUUGAAGGAGCCCACGCUUGACGGAGUGUCCGGCCAGCAGCUUUUCGUUCAUGGGGAAGAGGAGAUCCGUGAGAAUAGGGGUGACAGCUUAGAACAGUUGGAAGGCACAACACAUGUCCGAGAAGAUAUUGCGAACCACACCAGUUGCGGUGAAGAGGACAUCCUAGAAGAGUAUCACAGUGAAACAACAUCAUCUCUGCACUCUGAAAAUAAAGUCAUCACUCUCCUGGAAGAGAAAGAGUUAUCUGAACAUUCUGCUGAAGAGGACAGGCAAAACAAGCUGAGAAGGGUUGACCCACACCAAGCUGGCAUCUCAGAGUCCCGUGACGCAGGGUGCACUGACCAAACUGAGGGGCAGCCAGACAAUGAAACAAGUUUACAGGAGGUGGAAUCAUGCCUGAGGGAGAGAUUUGAUGCCAUAUCCAGUCUUGACAGCAGUGACCAGCCCACAGUUACUGAUAACGAGACUGAGGAGACUGUGCACGUGAGCGAGCAUGUUCGGCGUGCCCAGGCGCUACGGCAUGAUGAUGACGAGGACGACCGGCCGGGCGGGCAGAUCUCUCAGGACAGUGAUGGGACACCGCAGCCGUCUGUGCUGAGAGAAACCAACAGGGACGGAGAAGAGGUCGUAAUCCGUGAUCACACUACGUCUGCUGGUUUCACAUUUCAAAACCCUUUACUGUACGAGCUGGAUUGAGACUCGCGCCAGGAAGCAUGCGCCGUCGCCAAGACUACGCACAGAGAGUCCGUAAAUGAGUCAUGUAGCUUUUUGCAGUUUCAACAUGCUUGAGGUUUCUUUGAGAAACGUCAUUUUUAUUGGAUGGGGCGGGGGGAACUGGAUAAAACUAGAAGAUUUUGUUGUUUGCAUUUUAACUGGGAUCACAACUGUUACUUACAAUCCCAUUUAUUUCCAGUUUACAGUUACGUUACGGUAACUUCACCAUUUUAGCAUAAUUUGGUCAACUGUAAAAUACUGUAUUCGGUUAACGCCACACGGUUCAGGUUUGCUUGUAAUAUCAAACCUCCGUUAGUCACACAGCACAAUAAAUACAAAUGUUUUCA
Messenger RNA from Esox lucius (northern pike), 2395 nucleotides. It is a transcript of the gene dnaaf2, whose product is annotated as dynein axonemal assembly factor 2. The transcript is spliced from 2 exons. Gene Ontology annotation, cellular component: cytoplasm. Gene Ontology annotation, biological process: axonemal dynein complex assembly. NCBI's taxonomy places the organism in Eukaryota, Metazoa, Chordata, Actinopteri, Esociformes, Esocidae. The record is from RefSeq and is a predicted model, not a curated record. The coding region runs from base 258 to 2030 and encodes 590 amino acids.